UCAUUCGAUUUCGGACGCGAGUACUUACCAGACAUCAUGUCCUCGCUGGGCGUUCUUACUUUAGUGGUUCUAACUCACUUUUUGUCUCACUCACUGGUUGAGGCUGGGGUGAUUGGCAAUGUAAUAAAUACGGGUUUAAAUCUGCUUCAAAAAGAAAAAGAGCUCGCCAUCUCUGGUCUGAUCCCAGUGACGAAAUGCUACGGUGUAUUGGGGUGUAUGAGUACGGGAGGUGUCUUCUCCGACCUCUCUCAUCGCCCCCUGCAGCUCCUUCCCCUGGACAGAGACAAAAUCCAGACCACUUUCCACCUCUUCACGAAAAGAAACCACCAGUCUGAGCAGAUCCUCGUGGCUGAUAACAAUGUCACCAUCACGAACUCCAUGUUCGACCCAACGAAAGAAACUAAAGUGAUAGUCCAUGGGUUUAUAGACAACGGAAGAUUACCAUGGGUGUUGAAAAUAAAGGACGAGUACCUGAAAAAGGAUGAUUAUAACGUGAUCGUCGUUGACUGGGGCAAGGGUUCAAUGUUCCCUUACACCCAAGCCACAGCUAACACCAGACUGGUCGGGGCAGAGAUCGCAUACCUUAUUCAAACCAUGCAGACCGUGGUAGCUGCAGUUCCCGAGCUAUUCCACAUCAUCGGUCACAGUCUUGGUGCACACAUUGCUGGCUAUGCCGGCGAGCGGCUCAGGUUCCUCGGAAGAAUCACAGCCCUGGACCCUGCUGACCCAUACUUCUCCGGCACAGACAUUGCUGUCCGUCUAGACCCCUCAGAUGCACUCUUCGUUGAUGUCAUACACACGGAUGCGGAACCCUUCAUCGCCAUCCUAACCAAUGAAGGUGGAUUUGGAAUGAGGAGUCCAACUGGACACGUAGAUUUCUACCCAAAUGGCGGUUUGACCCAGCCUGGCUGUGACAAUGAUGUUACAGCAAUAUUGAUAGAAGGGCUGUACGAAGGUGGCAAACGGUUCGUUGCUUGUGAUCAUCUCCGCGCUUACGAAUUCUUCACCGACUCCAUCAACAACAUCUGCAAAUACAAGGCUUAUCCCUGCAAGAGUGACGAAGAUUUCAAGGCGGGACGUUGCACCAGAUGUAACAGCACUGUGAGUGGAUGUUCAUAUAUGGGUGAGGAUGCCAUCAGGAGCAGACCCCCGCCAGGGCAGGAGAAGAUCACAUACUACCUCGAGACCGGCGGAGACGCGCCGCUCUUCUGCCGUUAUGAGGUAUUUGUCCGUGUACAGCUGAGCACCGAUGCCUCGAAGGAGCGAGGGAAGCUUCGCGUAAAUGUGAAAGGAUCAAAUGGAAUCGACACUGGAAUGACACUACUCCAUACUGAUGCCAACCAAGACUUUUCCCCGGGAACGAGCUACUUCUUCGUGAUUAAGAGCAGGGCGGACAUAGGCAAGCCUUCGGAGGUGCAGUUGAUGUGGGAGCACAACCCCUCCUGGCUGAAGCCUUGGCAGUGGGGACCCCUUUACAACGCCAAGCUCAACAUUGAUAAGAUAACAGUAGUCGACGGAGAAAGUCAACAAACAUCGGAGUUGUGCUAUCCCUUAACCAUAGACGAUGGUACUCAAGUCUCUUUUGAUGAAGUAUCCUGCCUCCACUAAGAAGGGUUUCGGUUCUAUCUCGAUUUAAUGUAGAUAAUGACAUUAAAUGAAAUAAAAAUUGUACAAAUUU
This is a messenger RNA of Lineus longissimus, 1678 nucleotides long. RefSeq names its product pancreatic triacylglycerol lipase-like. Bases 37 to 1608 code for a protein of 523 amino acids. The record is from RefSeq and is a predicted model, not a curated record. Gene Ontology annotation, molecular function: triacylglycerol lipase activity; protein binding. Gene Ontology annotation, biological process: lipid catabolic process. NCBI's taxonomy places the organism in Eukaryota, Metazoa, Nemertea, Pilidiophora, Heteronemertea, Lineidae. The transcript is spliced from 11 exons.